AUGGGACGAGCUACUAUCAAAUCAGGCACAAUAAAUCUACUAAAUACCAUAAUAGGUGCUGGUAUCUUAGCCAUGCCCUAUGGACUAAGCACUAAUGGACUUUUAUUUGGAUGUAUAUUGAUAGUAUGUUCCUCACUCACAUCAUCAUUUGGAUUAUACCUACAGAACAAAGUCGCUAAGUACACAGGCCAAAGAGGAUCAGUAUCGUACUUUAGCCUAGCACAAUUGACUUACCCCCAAUUUUCAAUUGUUUUUGACUCGGCGAUCUCGAUAAAAUGUUUUGGUGUUGGUGUUUCUUACCUCGUUGUAAUUGGCGAUUUGAUGCCCAAGAUAGUUGAGACGAUAUCUGGAGAUGAUGCAACUGCUAACCAUCCCAUACUAAUGCACCGGAACUUCUGGAUCACAUUGUUCAUGGUUGUCGUUGUUGCCCCGUUGUCGUAUUUGAAAAAAUUGAAUAGUUUGAAAUACACCAGUUUUGUUGCUUUGUUCUCAGUGGCUUAUUUGAUUUGCUUGGUUAUUGAAAAGUAUAUCGCUUUGCUGGUCACCGGGCGUGAAAAUGGCGGGGAAGAUGAUGUCAGUGGAGCAUUGUUACUUUCAAGACUGGCAAUACCUGUUCCAGCAGGAGGAAGUAACGUUGAUUGGAUAGGACCUAAGAGCUGGAGCCAGACAUUGAGUUCUUUCCCCAUGUUUGUUUUUGCGUAUACGUGUCACCAAAAUAUGUUUGCCAUCAUUAAUGAGUUGAAGCCUGAUGCUAAGGAUGGAUCGCAAACACGUCAAUCGAAUUUAAUCAUUCGUAAUGCGAUUUCAACUGCGUUAGUCAGCUACCUCGUGGUGGGGAUAUUAGGGUAUCUAACGUUCGGAAACGAUGUCAAUGCCAACAUUAUCUCAAUGUACCCUCGCGAGUCGAUUAGUUCAUUGAUUGGACGAUUAUGCAUUGUGAUUAUGGUUAGUUUAUCUUUUCCGUUGCAGUGCCACCCAUGUCGUGGAUCUAUUAAUCAUGUGAUACAUUUCAUAACUCAUGGUGUUGACACAUCGAAGGUGAAGAAGAAGACGAGCAACUCUAGUAACAACAACAACAACAACAACAACAACAGUAAUAAAAAUAAUAGAAGCAACAGUGUUUCAAAUGGAAGUAUUAGUGGUGGCACAAUAAAUGGCAAUAGGACUGAUAGUGGUGCAUACACAGCACUAACCUCCGAUAUUGAGAGUCUUUCUUCCAUAAACGACAGCAGUAUAGUUGAUGAAUCGUUCAUAUCCACCACCCCAAUGGAAGGCGCUCAUGAUACACAGGGCCACGAUCCGAUAGUGGUACCCUUGACCUCGAAAAAAUUUUACAUCAUAACUUCCGUUAUUGUCGCGGGAAGCUAUCUUGUGGCAAUUUCAGUUACCUCAUUAGCCAAGGUAUUGGCUUUUGUGGGAAGCACCGGAUCAACGUCGAUUUCUUUUAUUUUGCCCGGACUAUUUGGAUACUUGUUGAUCAAACCAAUAGAACAAGGACAAGUGGAGUUAACCAAUUUGGAGAAAUUUUGCAAAUAUGGUGGAUUGGUGUUGGCCAUCUGGGGAGUGGGUGUAAUGAUUGUAUGUUUGGGAGCCACCAUCUUUCUUGGUGCGACUCAUUGA
Messenger RNA from Lodderomyces theae, 1620 nucleotides. Its product is annotated as aspartate/glutamate transporter. Gene Ontology annotation, cellular component: fungal-type vacuole membrane. The transcript has a single exon. NCBI's taxonomy places the organism in Eukaryota, Fungi, Ascomycota, Pichiomycetes, Serinales, Debaryomycetaceae. The record is from RefSeq and is a predicted model, not a curated record. Gene Ontology annotation, molecular function: L-arginine transmembrane transporter activity; L-serine transmembrane transporter activity; L-histidine transmembrane transporter activity. Gene Ontology annotation, biological process: amino acid transmembrane transport. Bases 1 to 1620 code for a protein of 539 amino acids.